Neoarthrinium moseri is the source of this 837-nucleotide messenger RNA. RefSeq lists its product as uncharacterized. The coding region runs from base 1 to 837 and encodes 278 amino acids. NCBI's taxonomy places the organism in Eukaryota, Fungi, Ascomycota, Sordariomycetes, Amphisphaeriales, Apiosporaceae. The transcript has a single exon. Gene Ontology annotation, molecular function: protein binding. The record is from RefSeq and is a predicted model, not a curated record.
AUGCCUCUUACAACAAAACCACCGCCCCCAGCACCGCCACUACCACCGCCGCGGUCCCCAGCGAGCCACGUCCUCACCACCCCGGAGCUCCUGGAGGCCAUCCUGGCGCACCUGGACCCGCGCACGCUGCUCACGGCCGCCCAGCGCGUGAACCGCCUCUUCCACGCCCUGGUGGCCGCCUCGCCGCGCCUGCAGGAGGCCCUGUUCUUCCGGCCGCGGCGGCCCGCCGCGGGCUGGGACAGCGUCGAGGCCAACGCGCUGGUCUUCGGCGCCCUGCCCGUGCGCUUCCACUACCAGGGCCUGGCGGACAGCGAGCGGCGCUUCCACCGUGCUCCGGCGGCGGCGGCGGCGGCCGGUGGUCCGGGGUGCGCUGCUGUUGACGACGACGUCCUCGUCCGCGCCCGGCCGUGCCCGGCGGUCGUCAACGACCGCCGCGCCGCGUGGGAGGCGGACGCGCGGUUCGCGCGGCCCGAGGCGAGCUGGCGCCGCAUGCUGGCGGUGCAGCCGCUGCUGGACGGCAGCUCGGCGCCGUGGCGGGUGCCGGACUGGGCCCACGCGCCGGGGCGCGACCCGAGCGAGACGCUGCAGCGCGUGUGCGCGACGCGGGGGCCCCUGGACGCCGAGGUCUUCGCGGAGCACCACGGGCAACUACGGAUGGGCCGGGUGCUGGAGCGGGCGCGCGAGAUGCUCGGGGACGGGGAGACGCUGUUCUGCGUCAAGCUCCUGCUGUACGAGGGCGCGGGGGAGACCCGGGUCGACCUCGUGGGCCGAGGCUCCAGGCAUGUAGCGGGGAAAUGUCUGGUGUUUCUCCGGACGUAUUUUCCUACUGCGGCUUGA